AUGGAGGGCACCGCAAAUUUGGUGGUGUAUCAUGACGGUGAGAUAAUACGUAAUACUCAUGAGGGAGUGAGGUUUGUGUCCCAGAAUCCGUUUUCGUUUGUGGUUUCAUGCACGAUGACGUUAAUGGAGCUGCAGAACGGCCUAUGUCAAAGCAUGGAGAAUGGUACGUUAAUGAGAGUGAGCAGAAUUCUGUACCGGAAUUCGGUUGUGGUUUUUGGUGGUCUAAUACAGUUUGACACCAUUCCGAUCACGGAUGAAGCGAGUAUGCAGAAUAUGUUUCAAAUUCACCAGCAGACUUAUACGAGACACCCACAGAUUGAGUUGUACAUUGAGUUUGAAGCUGUAGAGGCAGUAGCGGUCCAAAAUGAUAUAGAUGUAAAUGAUGAUAUAGCUGCAGUGUACGAAGGAAUGAAUAGUGAUAGCGAAGAGGACUUCGAAGCCACUUAUGAAGCCGACGACGAAGAUGAGGAUGGUGAUGUGGGAGUUGAGGCAGCAGCAGAGAAUGUAGUGGUGCAUCCGUCGAGCAGUCAAUCGAUGGGCGUUCCACCUUUUAUGCGUGAGUUGGAUCUCGACGCCAUGCAUGCCCCCGAGUUUCCGGAAUAUGCUAACAUAGGAAUUGCUGAUCCUAAGGAUGGAGAGUUCCGAAUUGGAAUGGAAUAUAGUUCUAGAAAGUCGGUUGUCGCAGAAAUUAGAAGUUUCACUAUAUCUAGAGGAGUUGACUAUGAUGUGUAUGAGUCUGAGCCACAGACGUUCUAUGCAAAAUGCAAGAUGUACGGUCGUGGAUGUGACUGGCUUAUCCGAGCCAGCUUGAUACGAAAAAAAGGUUGUUGGGAGAUACGCAGAUACAAUGGUAGGCACACGUGCACGAUCGGAACGAUUUCACAAGAUCAUUCCAAGUUGGACUCGGAUACAGUUGCUGAGGCUAUAAGACCAUUGAUCGAGACGGACCCGUCCAUGAAGUUACCGAAAGGCUUGGUUGGCAAAGCAGAAGUCUGUUGCCAAAGUUUUUGGCGAUUGGGAGGAAUCUUACCAAGCAUUGCCAUGGUGGCUCUCGGUCAUGUGGAGAAGAUUCCUGGUUCAGUUGUCCAAAUAGAAACACGACAACUGUACAACGGAAAUGAGGAGGCACAAGGUGUAAAAAUACAUCAUCGUGUAUUUUGGAGUUUCAAUCCAUGCAUUAGGGCUUUCAGGCAUUGCAAGCCCCUGGUUCAGGUUGACGGCAUACACCUAUACGAAAAAUACAAAGGUACACUUCUAGUCGUUGUUGCACAGGAUGGGAACCAGAACAUUGUGCCUAUCGCCUUUGCCUUGGUGGAAGGUGAGACAGCUGAUGCGUGGCACUUCUUUCUUAGGAAUCUGCGAAUGUAUGUUGUUAGAAAAAACGGUGUGGGUAUGAUCUCAGACCGGCAUGAGUCAAUACGGGCAGCAAUUAAUCAUUCCGGUGGAGACUGGCAACCUCCAAGAGCAUGGUGGAUGUUUUAUAUAAGACACAUCGGCAGUAACUUCUUAAGGGCAUUCAAAGUCCCUCACUUGCAGAAGCUUGUUGUCAACAUAGGGUAUUCAAGAACGGUGGAGGAGUACAACAUCAACUAUAAGAGGUUGGAAGAGCGAGGCGAGGCAUAUGCUAGGUGGUGCGAUGCCAUCGGACUCAGACAUUGGGUAUUGGCAUUCGAUGAGGGACAUCAAUGGGGCCAUAUGACAACGAACCUUGUCGAGUGCAUUAACUCAGUGUUGAAGGGUGCCCGUAAUCUACCUGUGUUGGCGCUGGUCCGAGCAACAUAUUAUAGGUUAAAUGAACUCUUUACGCGGAAGAGUGCCGAGACUCAUGAACGCAAGCGUGCUGGAUUUAUGUACUCUGCAUUUGCGCAACAGCGGAUAGAAGCAAGUAUGCAACAGGCUGGGAAUAUAGUUGUGCACCGCUUUGAUAGACGAAAUGAGGUGUUUGAGGUGCGUGAAAUGACUACUGAAAAGCGUCUCGAUUGGCAGUUGUAUAUACAUGAUGUGUACAAGAUGACGGAAGUUCGUAAGGUAUAUAGAUUUGAGUUCACAUCGUUAGGAGAUCCCGAGACAUGGCCUGCUUAUGAGGGAUCCACAUUGGUGGCUAAUCCCGCGCUGAGGCGAACGUCUAAAGGCAGGCCCAAACUAACCCGAUACUUGAAUGAAAUGGACUCACGUGACAUGCGUGGUCCUCGGAUAUGCCGUCUCUGUGGUGCUCAGGGUCAUAGUCGGAGUAGGUGUCCGCAGCGUGCUGGACCGAGUGGUGCUGGUUCAUAG
Molecule: messenger RNA, 2274 nt
Organism: Arachis stenosperma
Lineage: Eukaryota; Viridiplantae; Streptophyta; Magnoliopsida; Fabales; Fabaceae
Exons: 4
Coding region: 1-2274 (757 amino acids)
Source: RefSeq, a predicted model, not a curated record